AGUAUGCACCUCUGCGACUGUGUUCUCAGUAAUACGGUAUUUUACUGCGGGUCACUUGCCGUAUCUUAGGGGAGGUUGCUGUGAUGUUCGGUCAUGUUAGCGAGGAACGGAAAUCGACCGCAAGUAAGUACAUCAGUGGAGAAACAGACCACAAGGACUGAGCUGAAACUCUUACCACUCUGUGGACAAGAAGAAGAACCAAUAGCUGACUCAUUUUCCACAAGGCUAUCAGAUCACAGCCAUUUAUUCAGCCACAGUCAUUACCUUUCACUGCUGUGGUAAGUGCUAGUGGACUGCUAUAUCAUAUUGGGACACUGUAAAUGUUGACCUAAAUCCUCCAGAGCAGAUUCUUUUUGACUUUUUUUUUGUCAUCACAUGACAAAUUCCCCAAUGCCUCGAUGGAAAGUGUUCUUGAGCCAGUACCUGCGAUGGUCCAGCACAGUCACUCAAGCCUUCGCCCUGUCCAUCAUCACAUUUUGUGUCAUAUUUCCUCUGUGCUGCCAUCGUCUGCUGUACUCUUACUACUUCAUUAAGUCCAUGUACCUCGAUUCUAUGAGCGAAGUGGUGCUGCGGGAAAGCCUAGAUCGAGGUCAGGAGGCUCUGCACUUCUGGCAGAGCUCUUCAACUGCAGCAACGUCCAGAUUCAACAACUUCACUCAACAUCCUGAACUGCUGGUCACUGUGGUAACAGCCAGGCGGAAGGAGGCACGGGACUACCACUACCUGCUCCAGGUAAUGCUGCAGCUGAGUAACAUUGUGGGAAGCUGUGGGGAGCAGAAGUGCGCGGAGGUGCUGGUCUGUGAUGUGGAGAGUGGCCCGCAGGAAAACCAAGAUGCCAAGGUGCUGGAGAGCCACUUCAGGGUGGUCCGGCGUUCACCUCAGGAGCAGCAGAGCAUACAGGAGCGAAUUAAUACCUUUGAAAAGGAGAAGAGGGAUUAUGUCUUUUGUCUCCGCAGAGGCUGGGAGCUGGUGAAGCCUAAAAAUAUUGUCGUUCUAGAAGAUGAUGCUUUGCCAAGAAAUGACUUUUUCAUUGUUAUAAAGGAUUUGUUGUCACGUAGGUUUGCUCUUCACACUCUUUACAUCAAGCUAUAUCAUCCUGAAAGGCUACAACGCUACUGGAACCCUGAGCCAUACCGCAUUCUGGAGUGGGUGGGGCUGGGAUUGGUUGGCGCAACGGCUCUCCUCCUCAGCUUUCCUUACUGGAACCCUUGUUCUUUCUCGUUCACCCUGUCCGCUACCCAUCUCCUCUUUUUCACUCUAUACUUUAUGACCGCUGCAGAGUUGUUGGGGCGGCAUUACCUUCUAGAAGUCCGGAGAAUUUCCCCACAGCUGUAUGCCGUCUCGCCAGCUACCGAGUGCUGCACCCCAGCCAUGUUGUUCCCUGGCAAUGCCUCAUUAAGGGUGGCUGAGUAUCUAGACAGUUCAUUCUGCUACAAAGGGCAUGCUAAAGACAUUGUUCUGUAUCAAGUGGCCAGGACAGUCCCUGGGCAGAGGUCCCAUAGUGUAGAACCCAACCUCAUCAGUCACAUUGGGGCUUAUUCCUCAGUCAGAGCUAACCCAUCCAGGCCCAAGCUCCUCUAACAGAAGAAGAAGAAGAACUUCUGACUGCAAGGUUCACUUUAAUCUGGUUUCUCCUUCCUGGGUUUUGAUUUUUUACCAUCUUCUAGACUCUUUAGAAAUCUUAACAAAUUACUCAGUGAAUGUUGGUUUGGUGAUUUGCAUUGAAAACUAUCAAGGGAUUAGAUCGAUAUAUUAGUAGAUGUCUACGUUCCAGCUUGUAGACGCACAUGCGUUUUUAGUUCUCCAUCUCUCUGAUAUACAUUUAUUUUAAUCCACCCUGCACAAAUUGUGUAAAAGGUGGUGAUGGUUUUUCUUCAGAAGAGGUUGAAAACCACACAAAUUAAUGCAGGAAAAUAGCAUGUCCUAAAUUAUUUUAUAUAGAAAUGUUAGAUGGCAGAAAAUGUUACUUUUGACCCAUACCUUGAAAGCCUCUGCCACUUCUUUAUUGCCAAAUCAUCUAACCCACUCUCACUGAGCUGUGUGGGACCCUUCUGG
Messenger RNA from Haplochromis burtoni (Burton's mouthbrooder), 2055 nucleotides. It is a transcript of the gene pgap4, whose product is annotated as post-GPI attachment to proteins GalNAc transferase 4. Bases 376 to 1581 code for a protein of 401 amino acids. The record is from RefSeq and is a predicted model, not a curated record. Gene Ontology annotation, cellular component: Golgi membrane. Gene Ontology annotation, biological process: GPI anchor biosynthetic process. Gene Ontology annotation, molecular function: glycosyltransferase activity. The transcript is spliced from 2 exons. NCBI's taxonomy places the organism in Eukaryota, Metazoa, Chordata, Actinopteri, Cichliformes, Cichlidae.